AUGCAUCACCAUGAACAGCCUCCUUCGAUUGCAUGUAAUGGGAGCGCACGCGAAGGCGGAUUGGUAUGGCGCGGGUGCUCCGCCGGCUGCGACGCCGAAGACGGCACGACGGGAGCGCUCACCGACGGAAACGCCAACCCAGGAGACAAGUUGGAGGGGUCGGACGCAGCUCCGGACGACCCUGUUCACCUCAAGAGACGGGUGGGACUCUUCAGUGGGGUGGCUCUAAUCGUCGGAACUAUGAUUGGAUCUGGUAUAUUCGUCUCGCCCUCUGGGCUUUUGGAGCGCACAGGCUCAGUGGGCAUAAGCUUCAUAAUAUGGAUGGCUUGUGGCCUACUGUCAUUGCUGGGAGCGCUGGCGUAUGCAGAAUUGGGGACAAUGAACACGUCGUCUGGAGCUGAAUACGCAUACUUCAUGGACGCGUUUGGGGGACCGCCCGCAUUUUUGUUUUCAUGGGUAUCUACGCUGGUUCUGAAACCAUCACAAAUGGCUAUCAUCUGCUUGAGCUUCGCAAAGUAUGCGGUAGAACCGUUUGUGUCUGAAUGCGAACCACCCAAUGCUCUGGUCAAACUAGUGGCGGUCAUAGCUAUUGUGAUGAUACUUGCCGUGAAUUGCUAUAGCGUGAACUUGGCCACGAAUGUCCAAAACAUCUUCACAGCGGCCAAGCUGGUGGCCAUCGCCAUAAUUGUAUGUGGAGGAGCUUAUAAGUUGAUACAAGGUAAUACGCGACAUUUACAGGAGCCUAACUUCGCCAGUAGCACGGCGACCCUGGGCAACAUUGCCACCGCAUUCUACACGGGCCUCUGGGCCUAUGAUGGUUGGAACAACCUCAACUAUGUCACUGAAGAAAUUAAGAAUCCAUCCAAGAAUCUGCCCUUAAGUAUUAUCAUUGGGAUCCCGCUGGUUACCCUGUGCUAUGCGCUGGUGAACGUGUCGUAUCUGGCUGUGAUGUCGGUCAGCGAAAUGGCAGACAGUGAAGCGGUGGCCGUCACAUUCGGCAAUCGACUACUUGGACCCAUGGCUUGGCUCAUGCCACUGGCGGUCACAAUAUCCACUUUUGGCUCGGCGAACGGCACUUUGUUUGUAGCAGGAAGAUUGUGCUUCGCGGCAUCCCGUGAAGGUCACCUUUUGGAUAUACUGUCGUAUGUACACGUGCGCCGUUUCACACCAGCACCAGGAUUGAUUUUCCAUUCCUUGAUAGCUGUGGCCAUGGUGCUGUACGGCACCAUAGAUUCCCUGAUUGACUUCUUCUCAUUCACUGCGUGGAUAUUUUAUGGCGGUGCGAUGUUAGCACUCAUUGUUAUGAGGAAAACCAAACCUCACGCGCCCAGGCCAUACAAGGUGCCAAUAAUAAUUCCGUACAUCGUGCUGAUAGUAUCUACGUACCUAGUGGUAGCACCGAUCAUAGACAAACCUCAGUGGGAGUAUCUGUAUGCGGCCGCCUUUAUUUUUGGCGGCGGUCUCGUGUAUUUGCCCUUCGUCAAGUGGGGGUACUCCUUGCCUUUUAUGGAUAAGAUAACGGUGUUUCUACAGAUGGUAUUGGAAGUAGUGCCUACAUCAACCACUUUCGAAUAUUAG
Molecule: messenger RNA, 1578 nt
Organism: Leptosia nina
Lineage: Eukaryota; Metazoa; Arthropoda; Insecta; Lepidoptera; Pieridae
Source: the annotation of a GenBank genome assembly